This is a messenger RNA of Pyricularia pennisetigena, 732 nucleotides long. RefSeq lists its product as uncharacterized. Bases 1 to 732 code for a protein of 243 amino acids. NCBI's taxonomy places the organism in Eukaryota, Fungi, Ascomycota, Sordariomycetes, Magnaporthales, Pyriculariaceae. The record is from RefSeq and is a predicted model, not a curated record. Gene Ontology annotation, molecular function: phosphatidylcholine lysophospholipase A1 activity. The transcript is spliced from 2 exons.
AUGAAGACGGACUGGCCACGCGCUUUCCCUGCCUUCCUGCUCAGCCUGGGAUGGAUGACAAGCGCAACCGUGGUUCCCGGCGACUUUGAGCUGCGCGUCAUGGUCAUCGGCGCCUCCAUCUCCGCCGGCCAGACCGGCGGCGGGGUCCUGACCAAUGGCUACCGCAAGCCCCUGGCGGGCCUGCUGGUCAACGAUGGCUGGGAGGUGGACUACGUAGGGACGAGGAGCAACGGCGACAUGGAGAAUAAUAAACACGAAGGCUACCCAGGCAUCCGCACCGAGGCGCUGGCGAAACAGACGCGCGAAAAGGGCGUCGUGGAGCAGUUCCUCCCGAACCUGCUGCUGCUCAACGUCGGCACCAACGACUGCUCGCAGCGCGUCAACGCGACCGAGGCGCGCCGCAUCUACACCGCCAUGAUCGACGCCGUCUUUGCGCCCGCGGGGCAGGAGAGCCGCUUCCUGAUCGCGUCGACGCUGCUGCCGCGCCGGGAGCAGGACGCCGGGCUGCAGAGCUGCACGGCCGUCUUCAACGACGUGGUCAGGGAUCUGGUCCUGACCCACCCCAUGAGCGCACGGCUGGGCCUCGCCGACAUGAACACGGGCUUCAUCACGGUCGACGACCUGGCGCCUGGCGAUAACCUACACCCGAGCGAGGAGGGCUUCGUAAAGAUGGCCGACGUUUGGCACGACGCCAUCGUCACCAACAUGGAUAGGCUCACCCCUCCUGAAUGA